UUGGGCCCAUCGCUCACAGUGCUAACGGCAGACAGCUGGCCCCAGCUUGGUAACAACUUGAGCCGUCGCGAAGAACAGUCGAGAAUAACCUUAGGCGAGAAAUCAUGCCUCGUGUGUAUAUUGGACGACUGAGCUAUCAUGUCCGCGAAAAAGACAUCCAACGAUUUUUCAGCGGAUAUGGAAAGCUCAUGGAAAUCGAUUUGAAAAAUGGGUAUGGAUUCGUGGAGUUCGAGGAUAACCGAGACGCCGACGAUGCCGUGUACGAGCUCAACGGAAAGGAGCUGUGUGGGGAGCGGGUGAUCGUCGAACAUGCCCGGGGCCCGCGGCGAGACCGAGAUGGCCAUAGUGGGGGUUACGGGGGUGGUGGGCGCAGUAGCGGUUACAGCAGCCGGAGCCGUUCUGGCAGGGAUAAGUAUGGACCUCCAGUCCGUACUGAGUACCGUCUAAUCGUGGAGAACUUGUCCAGCCGCUGCAGUUGGCAGGACCUCAAGGACUUCAUGCGUCAGGCAGGAGAGGUGACCUAUGCAGAUGCCCACAAGGAACGCACAAAUGAGGGUGUGAUUGAGUUUCGAUCCCACUCGGACAUGAAGAGGGCCAUCGACAAGCUGGACGGUACAGACAUCAACGGACGGAAGAUUCGUCUGGUGGAGGACAAGCCUCGCAAACGAAGGUCUUACUCUGGCAGCCGCUCGAGAUCUCGUAGUCACCGCCGCUCCCGCAGUAGGAGCCGCAGGAGCUCCAGGAGUCGCUCCAGAUCCCACUCCAGGUCUCGUUCCCAUAGCAACAAAAGACGUCGCCACUCCCGCUCCAGAUCUGGAAGGAAGUCUCGCUCCAAGUCGGGAGAAAGCAAAUCACGAUCUCGCAACCGCAGGUCCCGUUCGCAUUCCCGCAAAUCUAAAUCUCGUUCACGCUCUCACAAAUCCCAGUCCCGUUCAGCUGACCGGAAAUCGAAAUCCCGCUCAAAGAGUCAUUCAAAGGUAAAGUCGGAGCGGGAUUCUCGCAGUAGAUCCAAGGAUAUGUCUGGUCACAAGAAGUCCCGCAGUCGUUCAGCCUCCCCCAUGGAGAACGGGGUAGGAGAGCGCGCCAAAUCUCCUUGCCGCUCCCCAUCCCCACACGAAGAAGACCGGCGAUCUAAGUCCAGGGAGAAACGUUCAGCCUCCCGCUCGAAGUCCCGCUCAAGGUCUCGCUCACGGUCUAGGUCAGCUUCUCAGAAUUAGAGAAAUCCGAAAAAAGGAGGCAUUGUUGAGCUUGAUCCCUAUGCUGUACAUAAUGAGCAGUGUUGUCAUACUGGCUUAUGCUUCCUUGCUUGUUUACUUUUUCUCCAAGUGUGCACUUGUCUUAAAGGUGUUGAAGAUGCAGUUUUAUCAGAGGAUGCACCACGGUGAGGGCUACCUAUUGGAAUAAUUUGUCAAUGAAUCGUCCACUGCAAAAAAAAUCAGAUCUCCUUUUUUUUUUUUUUUUUUUUUUU
Molecule: messenger RNA, 1468 nt
Organism: Perca flavescens (yellow perch)
Lineage: Eukaryota; Metazoa; Chordata; Actinopteri; Perciformes; Percidae
Product: serine/arginine-rich splicing factor 6
Exons: 6
Coding region: 105-1217 (370 amino acids)
Cellular component (GO): cytoplasm; nucleus
Molecular function (GO): mRNA binding
Source: RefSeq, a predicted model, not a curated record